AUGUAUUUCCCACUUCUCACUGCUAUUACUACAAUUACGGCCGCGAGCGUAGCAGUCGCUGUGCCCAGCGAGCCCAACAUGAACGAACUCGGUGCUGGACACACUCUUGCCCUUCGCGACACCGACACCAUCUCAGUCCGUCUCGACGCCGGCGACGACAACAUCAUUACACGGAAGAUCGAGACGCAGCACGAAUGCCAGGUCACGGAUGCCUCCGACUUCCCAGACGGUGUUCUCUCCAUCGAGAUCCCUGAUGGCUACUACUGCCGUUUUUGGAGUACCAUGUCCUGCAAUGGCGAUAGCACCAAGGAUAUGCCUGCACCAGGCGGCAAGCCAUCGGACAAUGGCCUCGUUCAUAAAACGGGUGCGUUCAAGUGCUACGAGGGCAAGGAUUGA
Molecule: messenger RNA, 396 nt
Organism: Aspergillus mulundensis
Lineage: Eukaryota; Fungi; Ascomycota; Eurotiomycetes; Eurotiales; Aspergillaceae
Exons: 3
Coding region: 1-396 (131 amino acids)
Source: RefSeq, a predicted model, not a curated record